This is a messenger RNA of Dendronephthya gigantea, 5235 nucleotides long. RefSeq lists its product as uncharacterized. NCBI's taxonomy places the organism in Eukaryota, Metazoa, Cnidaria, Anthozoa, Malacalcyonacea, Nephtheidae. The record is from RefSeq and is a predicted model, not a curated record. Gene Ontology annotation, biological process: response to oxidative stress. The coding region runs from base 1023 to 4910 and encodes 1295 amino acids. Gene Ontology annotation, molecular function: peroxidase activity; heme binding. The transcript is spliced from 16 exons.
UUCUCAUGAGCACAAACCACAAAUCCACAAUAUAAAUUUUGUUUACGUUUAUCAUAAUAAACAAGAUCAAGUUUUUUGGCACGCAAUAUUGCCAUUACUUACCUGAAGGCUACCGAAGAGAUGACUGAGGAAGAUAAAGGCACUACGUGUAUUCACUCCGCAGCAUUUCACUUUAAUACAAUUUGUAAUUCAGACUUAUUCAGUGACACUUGGACAUGAAAGGUGAAAGCUGAAAAUAAGGAAAUCAUGAAAUGAAUCAGGUUUAGAAUUUAUCUCAAGUCGUGUUGUGAUCUUUGCAGCAGUUGAAUGCGUAUAAAAGCGUUUGGCAGACGUUUCACGAAUGUAUAAUAAUAAUAUAUGCAAUCGCCAUGGAAUGUUUGUCAAAAUUCACUGGACUUUACCAAAUUACGGAAUAAUCAUUUCCUUCACAACUUGGAGGAAGUCAAGGAUAAAAAGCCAGGUUUUCUUAACGAAUGCGUUAAACGAACAGUAGAAUAUAUACGACGUCAGGGAACAUUGCACAGCAGGCGUCAUGGUUGAACAUAAUUUGUCUUCAGUUAUUGCUUCAGUUGUGUGUGAGGAAACUGAUCUUCCUCGACGGUCUUUUGGACUUGCAUAUGUCUUCAUAAGUAUUUUUCACGUGAAAUAAUAUUUCGUAUGAUUAUAUCGAUCUCCAUGAUUCCGAUUGUAGUUGGAAACCCAGAAUGCGCUAUCCUUGUUUCACAAAAAGGCAAUCAGGAUGCUGCGCUGUAGAUAACCUGGAGGAAACGAGCGUAGCGCUGAACAAUAAUAAUCCAAGACCUGUCUUUGCCAUUGUUCCAAGAAUGUAUGCAGAAUUUUUCACGAAGCACGUGGAACUAAGAGAGUUUCCGUUAGCUUUGAAGAGUAUUGUUGUGAUGGAAGAGCUCGUUCAAUGUAAGGGUCGAAAUUAAAAAAAAAAGAAAAAAAUUCCAAGAGUUUUUACUGGAUCAUGUCUUCUAUGAACAAGGCAUAUAUAGAAGCAACCGUUCGAACUGGGUCAAAUGUCAGUGUCCAAAUCAAGUUUCAAGAUGAAAAUUUUGUCCAUAUUACUUCUGUUUUUCGCGAUCAGCAGUAUCGAUGGAGCCACUUGGUCGGUUGUACCAGGAAGACUGAUGCAAGUUGAUGUUAGUCCAGUGGAUGAUGAGGUCUGGGGGGUAAGUUCUGGACACCAAAUAUGGCACUAUCGUCAUUCUCAAGAAAACUGGCAACGAAUUCCAGGAUUAUUAAAUCAUGUCUCCGUUGGUGAAGCAGGAGUCUGGGGAGUAAAUAAAGAUAAUCACAUCUUCUAUCGUAAAGACUACGAAUCAGUAGAGAACUCAGCGGGUGUUGGUUGGGUACGAGCGAGUGGUUUGCUAAAACAGAUUGAUUCAGGACCGCGGGGAAUUGUAUAUGGUGUGAAUUCCAACAACGACAUCUUUUGCAGGACAGGAAUAUCACAUGCUCUACCUUUUGGCAACUCUUGGAGGCAUGUUGUGGGAAAGCUGAAGUAUAUAAGCUGUGGUAAUUUGGGAUGUUGGGGGGUGAACAGUAACGAUGAUAUUUUUAUCAGACAUGGAGUUACAGCUGCAAACUGCGCAGGUUCAUCAUGGCAGCAUAUUCCUGGGAAACUGAAGCAAAUUGAGGUUGGCGCGAAUGGAGUUGUUCUUGGAGUCAAUUCUGGAAACAACCUCUAUCGUCGAUUGGGUAUUACAGCAGCUGACCCAGAUGGAACAGGCUGGCAACUUAUUGGUAGUGCAUAUAAACAUGUUUCACCCGGUAAAAAUACUGCAUGGGGUAUAACCCAUGGGGAUUACAUACUCUAUACGAAUGUGGUCGCCCCAAGAUGGACGUUGAUUCCUAACCGUAAUUUGGACCAACUGGACGUCAAUCAUUUUGGAGUUGUUUGGGGGGUGAACAGUGCACAUUUAAUUUUCAAUGGUCCUGAUACUUGGCGCAGCAUUCCUGGUCUGCUGAAACAUGUUUCAGUUGGAAAUGCAGGAGUGUGGGGAGUAAAUAGCAAUAACCAUAUCUUUUAUCGCGAGGGUGUCACAUCAAGUAAUCUUGCAGGAACAUCUUGGUCCCACGUACCUGGUGGCUUGAAACAAAUUGACUCUGGACCAACAGGAAUUGUGUAUGGUGUUAACAAUGGUGGUCAUAUAUACUGUCGAGUUGGUAUAACUAGCGAUAAUCUCAAAGGUUCCAGUUGGGUAGAGGUGGGUGGACGAUUGGAGUAUGUUGCAUGCGGUCCUUAUGGAUGUUGGGGAGUGAAUUCGAAUUAUCACAUCUGGGUUCGAACUGGAAUGACUGCCGACAGGUGUCAGGGUUUCAAGUGGACUCGAAUUCCUGGACUGUUGAGUCAGGUUGAGGUGAGCAGCGAGGGUCAUGUGUAUGGAGUUAAUAGUGCGAAGAUAAUGUACGUUCGUCUUGGUAUUACGCCAAGUCGUCCAUUGGGAACGCAUUGGAAGCAAUUCAUUGCACCACCAUCCAUAAAUCACGUGGCAUCUGGGCCUUUAGACAUUUAUUCCAUUGAUCAAAACGACAAGAUUUAUCACUUUACUGGUUUACGAUUCCCAGAGGAACGAUACGCCAUACUUCUAACGGACAAAUUCCCGAAGGGAGGAAUUGGCAAAAUUACAGUCACGUUAGAUCAUCCAGAUGUGAGAUACAGUUUAACCGAUUGCUCGUCCCCUGUGUGGAUUCAUCCAAGCACCGGCGAACUAAGCACAUCAGUAGAUGUUGAUGAGACAAAUGUGCAUCUGGUAAAUAACUCAAGGUUUUCUGUCAAAGCAACGAUAGCGUCUGAGGAGGUUGUUGUUGCAGUUGUCAUUUAUGUGCUUCCACUUUAUCAUGGUGAUGCUCUGUUAUUGCCUGCAUUGCAAGCUGUGCGGACAGGUCAAACAACUGCUCAAUCUAUCACCCUAAACUACGGUCCUACAGCUGAGAUAACACCACAGCUACUGGACAGAUCGCUGAAACAAAUACCAGCUGAUGAUCCGAUUGCUGGUAAUGCUGUAGAGGCAACAACACAAGAAAGAACAGUACAACUGGUGGAAGUGAUAAUUAUAGGAUCAUUUGAAAACGAGUAUGGCAGAGGAGCAGUUCAGGCUUUUUUCCAUCUGCAAGACCUGUUCUCCCCAACCUAUUUACAACAUUUGAUCGCCCAAUCGGGUUGUCAUGCAACAAACGAGGUCAUAGACUGCCCAGCAGAUGCUAAAUAUAGGCGAAGUGAUGGAAGAUGCAGUAAUCUUAGGUUUCCCCAGGCUGGCGGAGCAGACACGCCUUACGUAAGACUAUUAGAAGCGAUAUACUAUGAUCCGGAUGGCUUGAAUGACCCUAUCGGCUUCCCUGGACAAAUAAAUGCUCCAAACAUUCCUUCGCCAUAUGCAGUGAGCAGAGAUUUCAUCAGAGACGAAGUAGCCUCGUCUGCUGACCCAAGUCUGACCCAAGCUGUGAUGCAAAUGGGACAAUUUCUUGACCAUGAUUUGGAUCUCUCAGCCGGGGGGGAAGGAAGCACAGCUUGCAACGCAAUACCAUGUGACGGAUCUGCCGCCGAUUUUGCAUCGCCUUGCUACCCAAUACUCCCGUUAGCCCACGGUCAACCUCCGUGCACACGAUUUGUGAGAUCUUCUGCAAUGUGCCACAACUACUCGGUAGAUACGAAAAGAGAGCAAGUUAACAUCAUAACAGCAGUCAUUGAUGGCAAUAAUGUCUACGGUUCGUCAGAAAACACAACUCUCCGCCUAAGAGAUUUGGAAAACGACGUUGGACUGAUGCGUGUAUCUCUGCGCGAUGGGCAAGAGUACUUGCCUGAUAAUCCCAAUGACCCAAUAUGUAUUGAAGGAUGCUUCGAGGCUGGUGAUCUGCGAGCCAAUGAACAGCAAGGAUUGACGUCAUUCCAUACUCUGUUUCUGAGAGAGCACAACCGCAUUGCAAGAAAGCUUAAACAAUUGAACAAUCACUGGAGUGGCGAAAUUAUUUUCCAGGAAGCGAGGAAAAUCGUUGGAGCUAUUAUACAAAAGAUUGUAUAUCAAGAUUAUUUGCCGAUUAUUCUUGGUCCAGACGCGCUUCCUGCGUAUACUGGACACGAUGAUAGUGUUAAACCAGACAUAUCCAACGCCUUUGCCUCUGCUGCGUAUAGAUUUGGACACAGUACCAUCCGUUCAAGAUUUGAACUCCUGGACAAAUAUUUUGAGCCAAUCCUUCCGGCUGUAAAACUUCGUUUUUUGUUCUUCAAUAAUACAAUCACGAGAACCUUGGGGAUCGAACCAAUAUUGCUGGGGCUUGUCGGAAAUGGUUCAGAAAAAGUUGACGUACACUUGACACCAGAGAUCACGGAACAUUUGUUUGAACGUGGAAACGAGCACGGAGAGAACCUUGCAGCGCUGAAUCUACAGAGGUCCCGAGACCAUGGUCUCCCUGGUUACAAUGCAUUCAGAAAAUACUGCGGACUUCCGAGUGCAAGUAAUUUUGAUGAAACGAGUAAUGAAAUUACGGACAAAAACAACAGAGAUAUUUUGAAGCGGUUGUACGGCGAUCCAAAUUUAGUGGAUCUGUGGUUAGCCGGUAUCGCCGAGGCCCCAGUCCCAGGAGCAACCGUAGGUCCAACAUUGCGAUGCAUCAUACGCGAGCAGUUCCUACGUUCUAGAGAUGGUGACCGUUUCUACUAUGCAAAUGACGGUGUUUUCACAGCAGAGCAACUUGUUCAGAUCAGAAGAGCCAGCUUGUCUCGACUGUAUUGUGAUAAUGUUGCUGGUAUCGUGUCUAUUCAAAAAGAUGCAUUUAGAUCACCACAAGACGAAACUCCUCGAGUGGAGUGCGGUUCAAUCAAAAGAAUUUCACUUUGCAAGUGGAAAGAAUGUGACAAUGGCGCUAGCCCAACACGGCAGAAUGGUGAGUGUGUUUGCAUCUAGAUGAAAGACUUUCUCAAAGAAUGAUCCAGGAACAUAUGUAAGACAUUACUUUUUAAAGCAUUUUCUAUAAUCAAGUAAUUUCUAGUGCAAUAUUUGUUAGAUAGGUUUUUAAACUCAAUGAAAACGGAAUUGUUAACAGUUAACCAUUCUCUUUUACUGUAAUUUUAAAUAUUUUUUGCAGUUAUAAUCAAGUGUAUUUCUAUAUAUCAACGAUUUGUGUAAUAAUUGUAGUUAGUCGACUGUAAGGCACUUUAGUAAUGUAUAUAUUCUAAAAUAUAUAUCAACUAAGAUUGUGACUCUUAAUUAUAUUCAGUUACCAAAUCAG